Molecule: messenger RNA, 526 nt
Organism: Tilletiaria anomala UBC 951
Lineage: Eukaryota; Fungi; Basidiomycota; Exobasidiomycetes; Georgefischeriales; Tilletiariaceae
Exons: 3
Coding region: 145-408 (87 amino acids)
Source: RefSeq, a predicted model, not a curated record
UGCAAUGCUUUGCUGUGGGGGAGUCGUCGGGUGACUCCAACGAUCUAUGUUCCCCCACAUUACCUUCUGCAUCGCUCGUAGACUCUUCAAGAGCCAAUCAGCCACUGCCAGCCAGUCAGGCAUGAGGCAGGCAGGCGCCAGCGCAUGGCCGCCUGGCAGAGUGGCAGGAGGGCAGGCAGGUCAUUGUUAGAAUUUAUGACAGACUCUGGUGCAAUAUGGGCACGUCCAGCAAUGACUCCGCGACCGCAUACACACUCCCAGGCGCAGGCAACUGGCCAACCUUGUCCCACUGGCUCACCACACGAGCAAAGUGGGGCGACACCACGGACGAGAGAAAGGUUGACCAUUUCCAUGAUUGGGAGAUGUGUCCCCGCGCCUGCCUCUGACUACUUCCACGCCUGGCGCUGAUUUGAGGGGCAACGCAGUCACUGGCCGACUGUGGUCGAACUUGGACCCUUCAACAAAUGUACGGAUAUACACCCACGGAGCUCCGGAAAGGCACCUCGCUGCACAGCACCGGCGAGCG